AUGGUUGAUCGACGAUCGGAUUCUGAGAACGGUUCGCGUGCUAAACGUCAAAAGAUGGACAAGUCUGAAACCGAUCCCAAGGACAACCCGUACCUGGCUCACAUGUAUGCGGACAACGGCAACUCCAACACAUGGACCGAUGGCACCACAGAUCUUCACCCCGCCUUUGGGAAGAUGAAGAGGCACCAGACCACCGCUGCGUUGGCUAAGAAGGUGGAAGAUGGCGAUAUCAACCCUUUCAACGGUCAACCCUUCUCCAGCAAAUAUGUUUCUAUCCUGCAGACUCGUCGCGAUCUGCCCGUACAUGCUCAGAGAGAUGAAUUCUUGGAGCUUUACCAAAAGUCGCAGAUUUUGGUCUUUGUCGGUGAAACUGGUUCCGGAAAGACCACGCAGAUUCCCCAAUUCGUCCUCUUUGAUGACAUGCCGCAAACUCAGCGCAAGAUGGUUGCUUGUACCCAGCCUCGUCGUGUCGCCGCCAUGUCCGUCGCUCAACGUGUCGCCGCCGAGUUGGAUGUCAAGCUUGGAGAGGAAGUCGGUUACAGCAUCCGUUUCGAAGAUAUGACCAGUUCCAAGACUGUGCUCAAGUACAUGACGGACGGUAUGCUUCUGAGAGAAGCCAUGAACGACCACAACCUUAACCGCUACAGUACCAUCAUUCUGGACGAAGCCCACGAGAGAACAAUGGCUACUGAUGUCCUCAUGGGUCUUCUCAAGGAAGUUGUGCUGCGCCGGCCUGACUUGAAGAUCAUUAUCAUGUCUGCUACUCUGGAUGCACAGAAGUUCCAGCGUUACUUCAACGAUGCCCCUCUCCUUGCGGUUCCCGGUCGUACUCACCCUGUCGAGAUCUUCUAUACCCCUGAGCCCGAGCAGGACUACGUCGAAGCUGCCAUUCGCACCGUCCUGCAGAUCCACGCGACAGAAGACGAAGGUGAUAUCCUUCUCUUCUUGACUGGUGAAGAAGAAAUUGAAGACGCCUCACGGAAGAUCUCGUUAGAAGCCGAUGAAAUGGUAAGAGAGGCUGAUGCUGGGCCUAUCAAGGUCUACCCUCUCUACGGUAGUCUGCCCCCGCAUAUGCAGCAGCGCAUUUUCGAACCGGCUCCCCCUGCCCGCCGUCCGGGAGGCCGUCCCGGCCGGAAGGUCAUUGUGUCCACCAACAUCGCUGAAACUUCGCUUACCAUCGACGGUAUCGUCUACGUCGUCGAUCCUGGUUUCUCGAAGCAGAAGAUCUACAACCCCCGUAUCCGUGUCGAGUCUCUUCUGGUGUCUCCCAUCUCCAAAGCCUCCGCGCAACAGAGAGCUGGUCGUGCUGGUCGUACGCGCCCCGGAAAGUGCUUCCGUCUGUACACCGAAGGAGCCUUCAAGAAGGAACUCAUUGACCAGACAUACCCCGAGAUUCUGCGCUCCAAUCUUUCUUCUACCGUGCUGGAGUUGAAGAAGCUAGGCAUUGAUGAUCUUGUCCACUUCGAUCUGAUGGAUCCUCCUGCUCCGGAGACUCUGAUGAGAGCUUUGGAGGAACUCAACUAUCUGGCUUGCUUGGACGAUGAUGGAAACCUCACUCAGCUGGGUCGCUUGGCCUCUGAGUUCCCCCUUGAUCCCGCACUUGCUGUGAUGCUGAUCAGCUCCCCCGAAUUCUACUGCUCCAACGAAAUCCUUUCGAUCACAGCUCUGCUUUCCGUCCCCCAAGUCUUCGUCAGACCUGCUUCUCAGCGGAAGCGUGCCGAUGAGAUGAAGGAUCUCUUCGCCCACCCCGACGGUGACCACCUUACCCUUCUUAAUGUCUACCAUGCCUUCAAGAGCCCCGAAGCGCAGGACAACCUGAAGCAGUGGUGCCACGACCACUUCCUCUCUCUGAGAUCGCUGCAAUCCGCAGACAACGUGCGCAUGCAGCUUCUGCGCAUCAUGGAGCGUGAGGAACUCGAGAUGGUGUCGACCCCCUUCGAGGACAAGAAGUAUUACGAAAACAUUCGCCGUGCGCUGUGCGCCGGCUUCUUCAUGCAGGUCGCCAAGAAGGAGACUCAGGGCAAGAACAUGUAUGUCACGAUCAAGGACAACCAGAACGUUCUCUUGCACCCCUCGACCGUCCUGGGCCACGAAGCAGAAUGGGUUCUCUACAACGAAUUCGUUCUCACCACCAAGAACUACAUUCGGACUGUCACGGCCGUCAAGCCCGAAUGGCUCAUUGACAUCGCACCCACCUACUACGACAUCUCCGGCUUCCCCAAGGGCGAGAUUCGCUCCUCCCUCCUUCGCGCUGCCGAGAGACUUUCCCGCAAGGAGAAGAUGCGCUCUGAUUCCAGCAGAAGACGAUAG
Molecule: messenger RNA, 2310 nt
Organism: Aspergillus tubingensis
Lineage: Eukaryota; Fungi; Ascomycota; Eurotiomycetes; Eurotiales; Aspergillaceae
Product: DEAH-box ATP-dependent RNA helicase PRP43
Exons: 3
Coding region: 1-2310 (769 amino acids)
Cellular component (GO): intracellular anatomical structure; spliceosomal complex
Molecular function (GO): RNA helicase activity; ATP binding; RNA binding
Source: RefSeq, a predicted model, not a curated record